Molecule: messenger RNA, 531 nt
Organism: Anopheles moucheti
Lineage: Eukaryota; Metazoa; Arthropoda; Insecta; Diptera; Culicidae
Exons: 3
Coding region: 1-531 (176 amino acids)
Biological process (GO): regulation of transcription by RNA polymerase II
Cellular component (GO): nucleus; transcription regulator complex
Source: RefSeq, a predicted model, not a curated record
AUGAGCGAAGAGCAGACAUUGCUGUUCAUAGACAUGAUGUUCCGGCAAACUGCUUUGUGGGACCGCUGGGAUGCUAAUUACAAAAAUAUAAGCAAACGACACGACGAUUGGUGCUAUCUGUCGCGACGUAUGGGGCAUACGGUCGACUCGCUAAAGAAGAAGUGGGAAUCGCUCGCGUUAGCAUACCGAAAGUGCAAGUCGGCGUACAAUAAGAGUCUGGUUACUGGUUCUGGAGCUCAUCAAAUUUAUCGCCCGACGUGGUUUGCUUAUGAAGCCAUGAGAUUUUUGGAUACUACCACAUCAUGUGGGCAAACCAUGGAUACCGUUAUGAACACAUUCGCCACUGUUGCCACUACCACGGCGAAUUUAAUUGAACAAUUAAAUCCGUCAGAAGACGAACUGGAUGGUGUGCGCAACACGAUUGCACAAUGGACACCCGAACGUCGUAGACGUAUUUUAAUGCGAUUGCGGCGCAUGGUAACGGAAGAGGAAGAAGAGCGUUUCGAAAAACAUUUCGGUUACCGAGCUUAA